Molecule: messenger RNA, 1354 nt
Organism: Pogona vitticeps (central bearded dragon)
Lineage: Eukaryota; Metazoa; Chordata; Lepidosauria; Squamata; Agamidae
Source: RefSeq, a predicted model, not a curated record
CUGGAACACUCUGUCCUGGAGAAGAAAAGCUGUUUCCUCUGCACCACACACCCGGAAAAGGAAUGUUCAGCCCUCUGGUACCCCUCAGCUGCCAGCCAUGGCAGCCAUCAGAAAGAAGCUGGUGAUUGUGGGCGACGGUGCCUGCGGGAAGACCUGCCUGCUGAUUGUCUUCAGCAAAGAUCAGUUCCCAGAGGUCUAUGUACCAACUGUCUUUGAAAACUACAUUGCAGACAUCGAAGUAGAUGGGAAGCAGGUGGAGCUAGCCCUCUGGGAUACAGCUGGGCAGGAAGACUAUGACAGGCUGCGACCCCUCUCAUAUCCAGACACAGAUGUCAUCCUCAUGUGCUUCUCCAUUGACAGUCCAGACAGUUUAGAGAACAUACCAGAGAAAUGGACUCCUGAAGUGAAACACUUCUGUCCUAAUGUGCCCAUCAUCCUUGUGGGAAACAAGAAGGAUUUGCGAAAUGAUGAGCACACCCGCAGGGAACUGGCGAAGAUGAAGCAGGAGCCGGUGAAGCCAGAGGAAGGGCGAGACAUGGCCAACAGGAUCAACGCUUUUGGCUACCUUGAGUGCUCAGCCAAGACAAAGGAUGGUGUGAGGGAAGUGUUUGAAAUGGCCACUCGAGCUGCCUUGCAAGUGAGGAAGAACAGAAAGCGCAAAGGCUGCCCGCUGUUGUGAAAGGAAAACAUCAACCAAGGAUGUGACUCUUGUUAUCUGAAGUGUUUCAGUCUCUUUCCGCACUCCCAUGGAUGCAAGUGGGGGCUCAGGGUGGAGAGGACACAAUUAGCUGCAUCUGAUGUAAGAAUUUACUAAGCUGACUCAGCCCUUCAGCCCUCUGCACAGUAAAUGGUCUGGAUGGGCCACACAGUGUAGGUAUAUCUCAUGGCCUUUCCAUGGACAACGUAUCCAGGUUCUCUUCUCUAAAGUCACACUAUGCUUGAAAGCCAGAGAGAUCUACUCAACUCUUUUUGUACAGACUGUCAUUUUUAUAUAGGGCAGGCAAUACAGAUGAACUAAUUCAGCUUUGCUUUUUCCUUCCAUUUUUAUACUAAUUCCACUGCUUGUACAGAUUCACUGGUGCUUCCUCUCACUUUGUUCUUGUAAACCGAGGAAGCUAGGUUUCCAGUGUUAUACUCUACUCUCUGCUUGCAAAUGAACUUGCAGAUACCUCUCCACCUACUUGUUUAGGCAAGCAAUUCAGCCUUGCCAAGAUGCCUACCUGUUUUCAUUGAGGAGCUGAGCUCUGUUGUGGUCAUAUAUGUCAUUCAUUGUACUUCUGUUUUGAGGGCAGUGCCUUGCAUUUUGGCAAUAGCAUACUUUCUCACUUCUUUCAUUAAAUUAAAUGGGAUCUUA